GAAGGGAGGCGGUGGAGGAGGGCUGCGGCCUGGCUCAGAAUUCGGAGAGGCCGGACGGAGGGACUGAAGAGCCGCCGUCGUAGCCGCCCCCGCCCCCCCGCCACUGCUGAGAGGCCCCGUCCCGAGGAGGCAUCAUGAGUGACCAGCAGCUGGAUUGUGCCUUGGAUUUGAUGAGGCGUCUGCCUCCCCAGCAGAUUGAGAAGAACCUCAGUGAUCUGAUUGAUUUGGUCCCCAGCCUCUGUGAAGAUCUCCUAUCUUCUGUUGACCAGCCUUUGAAGAUCGCUCGUGAUAAAGUAGUGGGGAAGGACUACUUACUGUGCGACUACAACAGAGAUGGAGACUCCUAUAGAUCGCCGUGGAGCAACAAAUACGACCCUCCUCUGGAAGAUGGUGCCAUGCCAUCCGCCCGCCUGCGCAAACUGGAGGUGGAAGCGAACAACGCCUUUGACCAGUACAGAGACUUGUAUUUUGAAGGGGGCGUUUCCUCCGUCUACCUCUGGGAUCUGGAUCACGGAUUUGCUGGCGUGAUUCUAAUUAAGAAAGCUGGCGAUGGAUCAAAGAAGAUCAAGGGGUGCUGGGAUUCCAUCCAUGUGGUGGAAGUUCAGGAGAAAUCCAGUGGCCGCACUGCCCAUUACAAGCUGACCUCCACAGUGAUGCUCUGGCUGCAGACGAACAAAACCGGCUCUGGCACUAUGAACCUUGGGGGCAGCCUCACCAGACAGAUGGAAAAAGACGAGACUGUGAGCGACUCCUCUCCACACAUAGCCAACAUUGGGCGCUUGGUAGAGGACAUGGAGAAUAAAAUCAGAAGUACGCUGAAUGAGAUUUAUUUUGGGAAAACGAAGGACAUUGUCAAUGGACUGAGGUCUGUGCAGACUUUUGCGGACAAAUCAAAGCAAGAAGCUCUGAAGAUCGACCUGGUGGAGGCUUUGAAGAAGAAGCAGCAAAGCUAAAACGAAAACGAAGAAAACCCGCUCCGUUGACGAUGCUAACGAGACAUGCCAUGCUCUCAUUAGAUUCCUUUUUCUUAGAGAACUUUCCCCCCUCUCCCUUUCUCCUCUCCCCCACCACCCGCCUGCCACUAUAUUUUCUGUCUGCGUCUCCAUCACAUCAUGCCCACGUACAAAGUGCUGUCUCAAGUCCCACCCCCUCCCUAACCCCACCCCGGAUGAAUAAAGCUGUAUAAACUUUCA
Podarcis raffonei (Aeolian wall lizard) is the source of this 1193-nucleotide messenger RNA. It is a transcript of the gene CAPZB, whose product is annotated as capping actin protein of muscle Z-line subunit beta. The coding region runs from base 135 to 953 and encodes 272 amino acids. Gene Ontology annotation, molecular function: actin filament binding. Gene Ontology annotation, cellular component: F-actin capping protein complex; cytoplasm. Gene Ontology annotation, biological process: cell morphogenesis; barbed-end actin filament capping; negative regulation of filopodium assembly. Lineage: Eukaryota; Metazoa; Chordata; Lepidosauria; Squamata; Lacertidae. The transcript is spliced from 9 exons. The record is from RefSeq and is a predicted model, not a curated record.